AUGACUGCUAAAAGUAUAACCCGAACAGUCCUUAUUACUGGUUCAACAAGUGGUAUCGGACUGGGAAUUGCAAACGUAUUUGCUAAAAACAAGUAUAAUAUUAUCUUUAAUGGACUAGAAGCUGAAGGUAGUGCAAUUGCAUCUUCGAUAGCGAAAGAAAAUUCAAUUGAUUAUUUAUAUUCACCCGCAAAUGCUAUGCGCUCAGCGGAACUAAAAACCAUGGUCGAUGAAGGUCUAGCUAAAUUUGGUCAUAUUGAUAUUCUGGUGAAUAAUGCCGGUGUCCAACAUGUCGCACCUAUUGAAGAUUUUCCAGAAAAUAAGUGGGCUCAGAUUUUACAAAUUAAUUUGACUGCUUCCUAUCUUCUAACAAAAUAUUUAUGGAAACAAAUGAAACAACAAAAAUUUGGACGAAUUAUUAAUAUAGCAUCAGCACACGGACUAUUUGCUAGUGAAUACAAAUCAGCGUAUGUAGCAGCAAAACAUGGUCUCAUAGGAUUUACAAAAGUCGCAGCACUCGAAGGUGCUGCAUUUAACAUUAAUUGCAAUGCUAUAUGUCCCGGUUACGUGCGUACACCACUUGUUGAAUUACAAAUUCGAGAUCAAGCCAAAUCUCAUGGAAUACCAGAAGGCGAAGUUAUUACGCGAGUCAUGUUACAAAAACAAGCAGUGAAAGAAUUUGUACCUGUUGAGUUAGUGGGUAAUUUAGCGCUAUUUUUAGCUGGUGAAAAAGCAGGAACACUAACUGGAACUGCUAUUCCAGUCGAUGGUGGUUGGUCAGCACAAUAA
Molecule: messenger RNA, 786 nt
Organism: Didymodactylos carnosus
Lineage: Eukaryota; Metazoa; Rotifera; Eurotatoria; Philodinida; Philodinidae
Source: the annotation of a GenBank genome assembly